Molecule: messenger RNA, 570 nt
Organism: Anopheles marshallii
Lineage: Eukaryota; Metazoa; Arthropoda; Insecta; Diptera; Culicidae
Product: zinc finger protein 512B-like
Exons: 2
Coding region: 1-570 (189 amino acids)
Source: RefSeq, a predicted model, not a curated record
AUGAAGGUUUUCAUCGUCCUGUCCGCCGUGAUGGCAAUCGUCCUUUGCAGCAGCGAACCAGAGGCUAACAAGAAGGAUAAACGCGGCAUCGUCGAGCUGAACAACGGCUACGAGCAGUAUUACGAUGGGCAUGAUCAGUACUACGGCAACGAUUACCACCAUCAGGUGACGAACCACGUUACGGUGACGAAGAAGGUCGCGGUCCCGUACCCGGUGGCCGUCGAGAAGCAGGUGCCGGUCGCUGUGAAGGUUCCAGUUCCAGUGCACGUAGAAAAGCAGGUCCCGGUCGUUGUGGAGAAGAAGGUCCCGGUGUACAUUGAGAAGAAGGUUCCGGUGCAUGUCGAUCGUCCGUAUCCGGUGCCGGUGAAGGUACCAGUGAAGGUCCCGGUUUACCACAAGCAGGUGGUUGAGGUGGCCAAGCCAUACCCAGUGCCGGUCGAGAAGCCGUACCCGGUGUACGUGAAGCAGCCACAUUACGUCCACAAGACGGUUGCAGCGCCGGUGUACGAACACGAGUCCACCGUCUACAGCAGCCCGGUCUCCUACGAACACAAAGCACUGUGGGGUUAA